CGAUUAGUUGAGAACUCUACGUAGCGAUAUUUCUUUGAGUAAGUGAACUAAAGUCGAUAGCAUCGUUACGAGAGGUGGUCGAUAACCGAUCGUGCAUCGUUCUUUUCGAAACGAGAAAUUGAAGUUCGAUAUCUGUGAAAUAAUUCGUCAAACAUUGCUUUGAGAUAUCGUAGUAUUCGCGGUAAAUUUGUUAUUCCUUUAUAACCAUAAAAAGACGAGAACGUAAAAAGGAUUAUGCAUCUUUACAAACAAAUAUAUUUUAAAUUAUGCAACAAAAAUUUUCUAUUUUGACGAGAAAAAACGCUAUGAAAUAUUACAAUUGUGAGAAAUAUUGUAUAUGUAUAUUUUAAUAUCUAGAAGAUAAGACGUACCGGUACCUAUGUAUUUUGAAUUACAAUUAUGGAAAAUAAACCAAUAACAUUGCCUAACAACAGAAAAUCUGCAACAACAGAUGAUUCGAAAAGCGAGAUGCAAAUGGUACUCGCCAAAAUGAUGGAAGAAAAGUAUACUUAUACUUAUAAAAAAUUAGUAGUACCUAUGUCAAUGAGAAGUAUUUACUGGAAAUUUUUCGGAUUUCCAGCUACAGAUGAUGGAGAUAUUCUUACUAAAGUAAAAAUCGUUUGCAUAUUAUGUAAAACUCAAAUUGCAUAUAAUCGUAACACCAGUAAUUUACGUAUGCAUUUACAAAAUAAACAUGCUCAAGAACUUUUAGAAUUAGAAGCUACUAAUCCUCCACGCAGACAAGUACUUUCUCAGGAAACAAAAGAAAGAAGAGCACAAAAAAAAUUAUUAAAAACAGGUUUAACUUCUACUCAACAUAUUUAUACUACUAAUGCAGAUGGUACUGUUCAAAUAGAUGGAGAUAUUCAAUUUGUAACUGAUCCAAAUGUAAGUUUAUCUAAUAUUGAAGAUGAUAUCACAAUUGGUCAACCUUUAAGAGUUAUGAUUAAAAGUGGUUCUAAUAUUGGAAGUAAUAGUCAAAAUGUGGCCUUUCUUAUGCCAGAAGAUAAUUCUAUUAAUCAAUCAAGUAUUGAUGGAAAAACUGUAUCAGAUGCUAUAGCUGAAUUUAUUAUAAUGGAUUUACAACUACCAGAAGUAGUGGAAGGACGAGGUUUCCAGAGAUUAGUUGCCACUUUACGUUCACCUUGUGAAAUUCCAAGUAAAAAUAAAUUAGAAGAAGAAAUUAUUCCAAAGAUAUAUGAUACUUUUCGUGAAUCAGUAGCAACAACUCUUUCUUGUAUUACAAGUGAAGUAGGUUUGACUAUUGAAGAAUGGAAAUCAAAUUCUGAUGAACGAUUUGUUACUGUGUCUGUAUAUUAUCAAAACUCUGGUGAACCAGUGUUAGAAUGUAAAGUGUUAAGUACUAUUCAUGCUCCUUUAGAUUGGGAGGAAUCUCAAUGGGGUAAUACAAUAGAUUCUUUAUUACUUGACUGGGAUUUGAAAAUAGAAAGGAUAACUGCAGUAGUAGUAGCCACAUCUAGAACAGAAUUACUAAAUGCUUUAACAAAUCGAGGAUUGACAUUAGUUCCUUGUUUACUUUAUACCUUACAAGUAUGUGCUCAAGCUUGCUUUGAAAGUCCAGAAGUGGCAACAAUAUUAUCAAAAUGUAGAGCAGCUAUUGGAGCUAUUAUAAGUCAUCCAGCUGCAUCAGCAGCAUUAGCUAUGCAAGAACAAUUAUUAGAACUAGAAGAAAAUGCUAUGUUAAUGGAUUAUCCACCUGUAUGGACAUCAACAUACAAUAUGCUUGAACAAAUGGUUUUACGUCGUAAUAUUGUAACAUCAAUUUUGGAGAGCAUGGAAGGUGUGGAUCAAGAAAUAGUUGAUUUAACAAAUGAUCAAUGGAAAAUUGUAGAGGAUCUUGUAAAUGUACUUGAACCAUUUAAAGUUACUAUUAUGACACUUAGUGAGGAGAAAAUGCCAUUGAUUUCUUUAUUAAAACCAUUACUCUGGCAACUUGUAUCUUCUCAUCUUAAAAUAAAAGAAAAUGAUAGUGAGAAAGCAAAAUCUUUCAAAGAAUCAUUAUCUGAUAUGCUUUAUGAUAGAUAUGCAGAUUAUAAUGUUACUCUUUUACUUCAAAUUGCAACUACUUUAGAUCCAAGGUUUAAACAAUUACCAUAUGCUACUGAAGAAGACAAAAAUUCAGUAGCAACUGAUAUAAAAGAAAUGUUGACAAAAUUAAUACAAGAAGAAUCUGGUGAUAGUAUAAGCAUCAAAGUUGAAGAGGAACCUUUAAAUAAAAAAAGUCGUGUAUCAGGUAUGGAAUUUUUACUUGGAGGUUUAUGUUCAAUAAAAAGUGGAAUGCCUGCAGAAGAAAAAGCAGAUCUUGAACUUGUACAAUAUCAUUCUGAAUCUACUGCACCACUUGAUUAUUGUCCUCUUCAAUGGUGGGCAAAAAUUUCCGCAAAAUGUCCAAAUUUAGGAAAAUUGGCUUGUAAAUAUAAUUGUGUACCUGCAUGUUGUGCACCACCCUCUAGAAUUCCAGCAGAAGUGCAAGUUUUAUAUGAUACAAGGCGAACGGCCUUACCUCCUCAUUUGAUAGAUAAGUUACUCUUCCUUCAUAGUAAUCAUACUGUAUGAAGAAAGCAUUAAGUUCAAUUGAAUUAUAAUGUUAAUAGCUUUUAUAUAAUCUAAGUUUAAAAUGAAACAUUUAGGCGAAUUUGAACGAAAGAAUAAGCCAAGUCAGUUAUUAAUUUAAAUUAGUUUUAAUAUAACAUCAAUGUAUUCCAAUUUUAUGACAUAUAAUUUAUUCAGCUACUGUAUAAAGCGUAUAUUUUUCAUUUUUACUUUUAUUUAACUUAUCAGAAUUUUACAUUUUCUAAAAGUAAAAAUCGAAAUCAGAAUGUAUAAGUUUGUUAAAUAUCUUACAAAAGAGAAAUAUAUUUAUUUUCACAAAAAUAUAAUAUUAACUUCAUAUUUUGAAAUUGUACUUCAAAUGAAAGAAUAUUCGGAAUUAUGAAUACAGUCUUGUUUUAUUAUUCAAAUGAGCCUAAGAUAAUAAGAUAUCAUUAAAUUAAUAAAAAUUCACCAGUCAAAACAGUUGUAUAGAAUAUUUUAAAAAACUAAAAAAUAAUAAAAAUUCAAUAAAAAGAUAUUAUUUAUAGAAAUUAAAAAAUAAUAAUUUCAUAUUUGCAACACAUAUGAUGUAUUAUGAUAUGCUUUAUAAAAAUUCUUAAAUAUAAAGCAUUGAAAAUAAAAUAUUAAUGUUGUAAAUAUUGCAUAAAAAUGCAAAAAUAAAUUUUUUACAUCUUUGUAUUUUUUACAAAGAAAUAUUAUUAAUAUUUCAUCUAAAGUUAAAAUGCGAACAUAAAAUGAUUGAUAAAUAAUUUAUAAUAAAUUUACCUUUAUACAGUAAAAUGUUAAAUUAAGUAACAUUGUAAACUUCAUAUCAAUAUUCUUUUUAUUUCUAAUAAUAAUGAUAAAAAUGAUGAGAUACUUUAAUAAAUAAAUUAUUUGAUAAUUUUCCUACUACUUUGUCAGUAAUACACUUCACACAAGUGUAUUUAUGUGAUAUUAAUUUAUAUUUUCUUUAAAAAUAUUAAAGUAGUACAAACUUAAUAUUUUAUACUAUGAAAUAGAAUUUAUAUUAUAAAUAAUACUUGUAUUAUUGAUAUAUUUUAUUGAUGUAUUUUUAUUUGUUUAAUGACUUAUAAUUUAAUGGUUAAAUGUAAUAUAAUGUUGUAUAAUAUGAAUUACAUAUGCAUGUGCUUCUUAUUAUUUUAAAAAUUGAUAUUUAUAUUUAUAACAAAUUGUACAAGACUUUAUAUUUUAUUUUUGUACAGUAUCAAUAUAAUUGUAAAAAAAUACUAUAAUAAUACAUUUUAUAUUGUAUAUAAAGUGAAUUAUUUUAAAAAAUACAUUUAAAAAUAUAUGUUACUAUUGUAUAUUAUAUCUACAGCAUAUCUAUCAUACUUAAUUAUUUUUUAAAAAUUUAGAUUAAAGUAAAAAAAAAAUUUAAAUUUGCAAUUGUAUUCAAAUAAAUUUUAUUUUAAUUAUAUUUUUUUUGUAAACAAAGAAAAGAUACUUACUAUAACAAAAAUCAAAUUUCUUUGUUAUCUUACGUUUCUAUUUAUUUAUGUUUUUCUAUUUAUUUCUAAUGAAAAUUUUUUAUUAGUUUCUUUAUUAUAACAUUUAAUUAUAAAUAUUAAUUAUGAAAAAAUGAAUUGGCUUUGAGUCCAUGUUGAACUUUCAUAGAAUCUUGGAUCUGCGAUUCGAAGAGAUGCCCUCUUAUAGAAAUAAUAGUAUAAAACUGCAACUUUAAUGUAACUAAAUAUAAAAGAAAUUGUAAAAAAUAAUAUAUGUAUUUAAAAAAUAUGAUUGAAAAUAUGUUUACCUCCUCUAUGUAAUGAAUAGAGUACAUGAAAAUUUGUAGUCCAAUAAUAUUUGAGAGGUGAUGACCAAUGCAGCUUAAUAUCCCAUAUAUGUAAAGUAAUGCUUAAUACCAUAUAUAUAAUACACAAUAUUAAUGUUAUACGAAAUUUUGUAUAUAAUAAUUGUAUUAAUCCUAUCUG
This is a messenger RNA of Apis cerana (Asiatic honeybee), 4508 nucleotides long. RefSeq names its product E3 SUMO-protein ligase ZBED1. Gene Ontology annotation, molecular function: protein dimerization activity; DNA binding. NCBI's taxonomy places the organism in Eukaryota, Metazoa, Arthropoda, Insecta, Hymenoptera, Apidae. The record is from RefSeq and is a predicted model, not a curated record.